Messenger RNA from Peromyscus leucopus (white-footed mouse), 1372 nucleotides. It is a transcript of the gene Mapk13, whose product is annotated as mitogen-activated protein kinase 13. Gene Ontology annotation, cellular component: nucleus; cytoplasm. Gene Ontology annotation, biological process: protein phosphorylation; MAPK cascade. Gene Ontology annotation, molecular function: MAP kinase activity; ATP binding. NCBI's taxonomy places the organism in Eukaryota, Metazoa, Chordata, Mammalia, Rodentia, Cricetidae. The record is from RefSeq and is a predicted model, not a curated record. Bases 87 to 1187 code for a protein of 366 amino acids. The transcript has 12 exons.
GAGGGGACCGCGGCGGGACACCCGGGCCCGGAGCCCGCGGCCAGCCACCGCAGCCGCCGCGCAGGGCCGCCACCACGGGGUGCGGGAUGAGCCUCACCCGGAAAAGGGGUUUCUACAAGCAGGACAUCAACAAGACCGCCUGGGAGCUGCCCAAGACCUACCUGGCGCCCGCGCACGUCGGCAGCGGGGCCUACGGAGCUGUGUGCUCGGCCAUCGACAAGCGGACAGGGGAGAAGGUGGCCAUCAAGAAGCUGAGCCGGCCCUUCCAGUCGGAGAUCUUCGCCAAGCGCGCUUACCGCGAGCUCCUUCUGCUAAAGCACAUGCACCAUGAAAACGUCAUUGGACUCCUGGAUGUCUUCACCCCUGCCUCUUCUCUUCGGAACUUCCAAGAUUUUUACCUGGUGAUGCCCUUCAUGCAGACGGAUCUGCAGAAGAUCAUGGGGAUGGAAUUCAGCGAGGAUAAGGUCCAGUACUUGGUGUACCAGAUGCUCAAAGGUCUAAAGUACAUCCACUCAGCUGGUGUCGUCCACAGGGACCUGAAGCCGGGCAACCUGGCAGUGAAUGAAGACUGUGAGCUGAAGAUCCUGGACUUUGGGCUGGCGCGGCAUGCAGACCCCGAGAUGACCGGCUAUGUGGUGACCCGCUGGUACAGGGCCCCUGAGGUGAUUCUCAGUUGGAUGCAUUACAACCAGACAGUGGACAUCUGGUCUGUUGGCUGCAUCAUGGCAGAAAUGCUGACCGGAAAGACGCUAUUCAAGGGGAAGGACUACCUGGACCAGCUGACCCAGAUCCUGAAAGUGACCGGGGUACCAGGGGCUGAGUUCGUGCAGAAGCUGAAAGACAAAGCGGCCAAAUCCUACAUCCAGUCGCUGCCCCAGAGCCCCAAGAAGGACUUCACCCAGCUCUUCCCACGUGCCAGCCCCCAAGCCGCGGACCUGCUGGACAAGAUGCUGGAGCUGGAUGUGGACAAGCGUCUGACCGCAGCUCAGGCACUGGCUCACCCCUUUUUCGAACCCUUCCGGGACCCCGAGGAGGAGACGGAGGCCCAGCAGCCAUUUGAUGAUGCCUUAGAACACGAGAAACUCACUGUGGAUGAAUGGAAACAGCACAUCUACAAAGAGGUCUUGAACUUCAGUCCCAUUGCCCGGAAGGACUCUCGGCGCCGCAGCGGCAUGAAGCUGCAAUAACUGUCCCUCCGCGGAGCGGGACGACUGUGACAGGACCACACUCUGCCUCAGGACCAAUAGUUUUUUGUCACUACUUAUGUCUCAGGGCUUAUGGGAAUGUAGCCUCCUGAGCAGACGGAAGUAUCUCGCAGCGGCCUAUCAGGCCCUGGGGAAGCAGAAUUCCAACCUGCUGGUUGGGGGUUGGG